CUUUCAGCCCGCACACUGGAGCCACAUGCUUCGAUGGACAAGAUCACGCGUUACGACUGGCCUUGGGCAUGUAUUCCGCCACUACAAUCCGUAUGCGCGGGCGCCUCCUGCGCUGGGAUCGAAACAGGCGCUGGAGCAGAUGCCGGCAGACGUGGCGAGCAAGAUGACGACGCCAGAGGAGGCGCUCGACGCCCUGGGCAAGCCGCAGCAUGUGGUGACGGCAAUGGCAGCGUGUGAGCCGCAUGGCUUUUUCUCACAUGUCCACGAGGCGGCACGGGCCAACGGAUGGCACGGGACCCGGAUCCAGUGCGCCAACCCGUCCGAGGCGUAUCCGUGCUUUGUCGACGAGGAUCUGGUGGGCAAGCUCAAGGUGGAGGUCAUGUUCCUCACGCCAGCCACGCGCAAGCUGCAUGGCCGCGAUCUGGUGCACUACAUCCCGCAGCAUCUCUCGCAGUGGACACGCAAUAUGGAUAAGCCCGAUGUGUUCUGGGGCACAUGCUCGCUGCCGGAUGAGCGUGGGUUUGUCUCUCUCGGGCCAGCGGCGGUGUACGAGCCGGAGGCGCUGGACAUGGCCAAGGUGGUGGUACUCGAGAUCAACCCGCACAUUCCUUUCACUACUGGGGGGACGGUGGUCCACACCCGCGACGUCAACAUGUUCGUGACCUCGGAGCGGAAGCCGAUCACCAUUCCGGCAGCCAAGGCCGAUGCUAUCGACACCCGGAUCGCCGAGUACGUGGUCGACCUGGUGCCCGACGGGGCUACCAUUCAGCUCGGCAUCGGCGGCAUUCCCAAUGCUAUUGCCACACUGCUGCGGAACAAGCGCGAUCUUGGCGUUCACACCGAGAUGAUGAACGACUCGAUGCGCGAGCUGUACGAGGCAGGCGUCAUCACUGGAAAACACAAGACGUCGGAGCGCGGAGUCAUGACCGCCUCGUUUGCGCUCGGCACGGCCGAGCUCUACCACUUUCUGCACCACAACCCGGUUGUGGCCUUUCGCGCCGGCUCGUGGGUCAACGACCCGUACGUCAUCGCCAAGCAGCACCUCAUGCGGUCGAUCAACACCGCAGUCGAGAUCGAUGUCACCGGGCAGGUCUGCUCGGAGAGCGUCGGUCACCGUGAGCUGUCAGGCGUCGGCGGCGCCGCCGAGACACACAUCGGCGCGCAGAUGUCGCGCGGCGGGCGCGGCAUCAUCGCCAUGCGCUCAUCGGCCGCGCUCGCCGACGGCUCGCAUGUCUCGAAGAUUGCCUUUGAGCUCCAGCGUGGCGCCAAGGUCUCGGUCUCGCGCAACGACAUCGACACUGUGGUGACCGAGUAUGGCGUCGCCGCCCUCCGCGGCAAAAGCGUUGCCGAGCGGGUCCAGGCCCUUGUCGCCAUCGCACAUCCGCGAUUCCGGGACGAGCUUUUGCAUCAGUCGCGAGAGGUGGGCUACUUGUAGCGCAGCGGGAUAAUGCCGCCCCAGUGAACAUCCGAGCCUGCUG
This is a messenger RNA of Thecamonas trahens ATCC 50062, 1478 nucleotides long. Its product is annotated as acetyl-CoA hydrolase/transferase. NCBI's taxonomy places the organism in Eukaryota, Apusomonadida, Apusomonadidae. The coding region runs from base 26 to 1435 and encodes 469 amino acids. The transcript has a single exon. Gene Ontology annotation, molecular function: acetate CoA-transferase activity. Gene Ontology annotation, biological process: acetate metabolic process. The record is from RefSeq and is a predicted model, not a curated record.